This is a messenger RNA of Labeo rohita (rohu), 2871 nucleotides long. It is a transcript of the gene pacsin1b, whose product is annotated as protein kinase C and casein kinase substrate in neurons 1b. Gene Ontology annotation, molecular function: protein binding; phospholipid binding. NCBI's taxonomy places the organism in Eukaryota, Metazoa, Chordata, Actinopteri, Cypriniformes, Cyprinidae. The record is from RefSeq and is a predicted model, not a curated record. Gene Ontology annotation, biological process: positive regulation of dendrite development; neuron projection morphogenesis; cytoskeleton organization. The transcript is spliced from 11 exons. Gene Ontology annotation, cellular component: plasma membrane; endosome; cytoplasm. The coding region runs from base 266 to 1600 and encodes 444 amino acids.
GACGGCUCACCGUUAUUGUGUUUUACCAGAGUGGAGGAUCGUGUGUUUCACAGAGAAGCUGGAUACUGGUUCAUCUGUGUUUGAAACCGGGUGAAGUAACGUUUGGCGGCUUUAGACGCACCCACUAGUCCAACAGUGGUCUGAUGUCAGGAGUAUCCCGUGUCACUCGCAAGUCCUGGAACAUCUUUCUCUUUUAAGCUGGAUUUACCAGUACAUGGUGAAUUUCAUUCAUUAGCUUCAGUCCUCCUCUGCCAAAUCUCACAGCAUGUCGGGUGCCUACGAUGAGUAUGCCAUGUCCGACGAGACCACAGACAGUUUUUGGGAGGUUGGGAACUACAAGCGUACAGUAAAGCGAAUCGAGGAUGGCCACCGACUCUGCAACGACAUGAUGAGUUGCAUACAGGAGCGUGCCAAGAUCGAGAAGGCGUAUGCCCAGCAGCUCACCGACUGGUCCAAGAGGUGGAGGCAGCUGGUGGAGAGAGGGCCGCAGUACGGGACUUUGGAGAGAGCCUGGGUUGCUCUGAUGACAGAAGCAGAAAAGGUGAGCGACUUGCACCAGGAGGUGAAAAAUAACCUGGUGAACGAGGACUUGGAGAAGGUGAAGAACUGGCAGAAGGAGGCCUACCACAAACAAAUGAUGGGCGGCUUCAAAGAAACCAAAGAGGCGGAGGAGGGUUUCCGGAAAGCCCAGAAACCCUGGGCCAAAAAACUCAAAGAGUUGGAAACAGCAAAGAAAACGUACCACAUUGCCUGCAAGGAGGAAAAAAUUGCAUCUACAAGGGAGGCCAAUAGCAAAGGAGAGGCGUCCGUCACAUCAGAUCAGCAGAAGAAACUCCAGGAGAAGUUGGACAAGUGCAAAAACGACGUUCAGAAGGCCAAAGAAAAAUAUGAGAAGAGCCUUGAUGAGCUAAGCAAGUGCACGCCGCAGUACAUGGAGAACAUGGAGGUGGUGUUCGAGCAGUGCCAGCAGUUUGAGGAGAAGAGGCUGAACUUCCUCCGGGAGGUGCUUCUGGAUAUCAAACGCCAUCUUAACCUCACCGAGAGCCAAAGCUAUGCUGCAGUCUACAGGGAACUAGAGCGAGUCAUUGCCUCAGCCAGUGCUCAAGAAGACCUCAAGUGGUUCAGCAGCGUCCACGGACCAGGCAUGCACAUGAACUGGCCGCAGUUUGAGGAGUUUAACCCAGAGCUGGGCCACUCCAUUAAUAAGAAGGAGAAGAUUAAGAGGAACCAUGAUGGAGUCAUGCUGACUCAAAUCACACAUGGUAUAGAUCCGGGCACACCGCAGACUAGUAGCCGGGGCAGCGUGAGCAGUUAUGAGAAGAACCAGCAAUAUUCUGCUGAAUGGUCUGAUGACGAGCAGCCGCCUGCUGCCCAAUCAGCUAGUGAAACAAACGGCGGAAAUCCGUUCGAAGAGGAGAGUAAAGUAGUGCGAGUGAGAGCGCUGUAUGACUAUGAGGGACAAGAACAAGAUGAGCUCACAUUUAAAGCAGGAGAAGAGCUGACCAAACUGGAGGAUGAGGACGAGCAGGGUUGGUGCAAAGGCCGGUUGGACAGCGGUCAGCAAGGCUUGUACCCGGCUAACUACGUCGAGCCCGUUUAGUUGCCUUGUGUGAUGAAGAAGGCCUUAAAGACUUUACCCCGCGAGAUUUCAGAAAAAACAAUUUCCUUGCCUGAUUGACUUGCUGAGAAGCUUUACGCAGCAUUUCCUUAAAAAAGCCUACAGUAUCCCAAACACAUAUCGCACCCCAGCGAGAGCAGGGAAUGAUUCUGUGCGUCUAUGUAGCCAUGUUCAGUAUGAAUUCUUGUGCUGCUGACAUGUGUUCGCGUAUGGUCUCCUGUAACAAUAUUAAUGUAAUGACGUCCAUGAAGCCUAGCGUAGCGAAAACCGGCUAUGCGAUGUGUAUACUAGACUUUAAUUUUGAAGUGGAGGUUCUGUGUUAAACCUAGCAUCUAUUUUGCUUACAUAAUUUGACGCAUUUAUAUGUGAAGCAGGAUAUUCAGUGAGGGCGGGACUUGAUUUGGGUUGUGAAAAGUGGGCGGACCCACAUGGUUGAGGGGAGGGGCUUUAAAUCAAAGGGCUUGAUGACAUCACUCAACAAGGAGAGUGGUUGUAGAGGCGGAGCAUUUUUAUUUUUAAACAUAUUAUUCUUGAUAAACUGUGCACAGUAAGAGCAGAAACGUGUGUAAAUAGGGUCAGUUGUACUUUAAUGCGUCAAUAUUUUUUUCCAAAUGCAAAUGAUGCCUCAAAACACAUUACAUUCUUUUUUCUUGUUUUUUAUCUUUUUUUUUUAAACCUAUUUUAAGAAAAUGUAAAAGCCCUUGAACAAGUAAGUGUAAGCUUUCACUUAAAAGACAACUAUGGUGAAGUGUCUUUUUUUUCCCUAAAAGAUUGCUGAUCAAUUUCUGUCCUAAUUUGUAAUAAAUCUUGAAUGAAUCAGAACUGAAAUUCUACAAAAGAUUUAUCUAUGAUACAAAUUCAGAAUUUUUGAGUCAGGAUGUUAGUUAUGACUUCAUGACCAUUGAACUGUGGUUCACAGUGGUAUCUGGGCGCAUUCUGUUGAAAAGUAUGUUCAAGUGCUUUUUCUGCCUUUUGCCUGUUUAUGAGACUGGGAAUGUCUUUUAACAUGCGAUCCAUAACUAAAUCAAUGGGCAAAGUUCUUACUGUAGCGCAACAAUGUUAAUACUAAUCUAUGGUGAUUUCAUUUGUCAUAUGUUUUUAACCCUGUAGAGAGCUACACUCUGUUAUGGAUUGUGGAUGGAGGAGGUGAUGUAUAUAUGCUGUAUGUUUAGACUGGACUGAUGUGUUUUAGUCUUCAUGUCAGUGUAGUAACUGUCCAAUUCAAGUUCACAAUAAAAGAAAAAACUCAUGAA